CCGGUCAGCGAGACCCCCAAUUACCAGUCGUAGCGGCUGAUAAUCCGAUUCAAGUCAUAUCAACACAGAACUUGAUCAAUUUCAACCUAACCACAGGCUUCUCCCCGUUGCUAGAGUAGAUGCAUUGUGAAUGAUUGCCUCUCCAUAUCGAAAAUGGAGGCGAAAUACACUAGUAAAAUCGGCGGCAGCGACGGCAACGACAGGCUCAGCUUCUUGCCGGACCAAAUCAUCUCCCAUAUCCUCUCCUUUAUGGAAACCAAGUACGCCGUCGGCACCGCAGUUCUCAGUCGACGGUUGGAAGAUCUUUGGACUAGGGUUUCGAAUCUCGACCUCGACGAUGCUCCAGAAUGGGAACAUGCUAUAGAUGAGAGAGAGUGGCAAUUUUGGCGCUUCGUCGAUAAGGUACUGGGCCAGCACAAGAAUCUCAACGCUCUUAGUCGAUUCCGCUUCCAUGUUUCGGUGCGGUAUAAUCACUCUUUCGAGGUGCUUGGUAGUACCAGCUUUAAGAGAGAACUGGUGUUUGGUCCUCCAAUUGAGGAGAUUGAUAUUAACAUUGACGGGGGAACUGAAUCAGGAAUCCCCCAGUGUUUGCGCUGCAUUCCAGAGAACUUCUACACUCUGAAGAAUCUGAAAGUUGCCAAGCUUUCGGGGGUUGUACUGGGUGCAAUAAACCUGUCCGUUUUCCUUCCUAGUGUAAAGAUUUUACAGCUUUCACAUGUCAAGAUGAAGGACUUUGAGUCAUUGGGCAGGCUCAUUUCUGGUUGCCCUGCACUAGAGACUCUUCAUCUGGAGACUUGCAAGUUGCAACCCUUCUAACAAGAAUGAGAAAGACAGAAUUGAGGUUUCCUUACCCUGCUUGAAGAUCUUGAAGAUUAGUGAAUAUAAGAAUUAUGACGAUCCCAUGUGUCCCAUUGUUAUUGAAGGGCCGAAUCUUGAUGAUUUCUAUCUUGAGUACUUCGUGGAGUUACAGUUUAAGGGCAAAUCUCCAUUGUCAUGCCUUCAUCUCAUCUGGCACAUGUUGAUGUUGGCAAGGAGUGUCGAACCUCGUACCAUAACGUGAUUCGGCUCCUUUGUCAAAUCUCAAAUGCAAAGAAACUGUGCUUAACUAAGGAGACUCUGGUAAUAGUGUCCACUGUUUUCUUUCCAGUGUCUAAUUUUUUAUUUAUUAGAGUGCUAAUCUUUCUUAACUUUCCUUUCAACAGAGUCAUCUGUCUGCUGCCAAUGACGUUCAACUGCCUUUCUUUCCCAAUUUGACACAAUUGACGAUUGGAUUCGGGCAAUAUGGACCCAGUAGCUGCUUUCUGCACUCUUUGCUAAAUUCAGCCUUCAAACUACAAUCUCUUGUCAUUGACAUGGUGAGUCUCGUGUUCAUUUGAUUAUGAUAUUCCUUCAAAAACUUCUCUAAUGGAUCUCUUAAUGAAGCAGAGCAAUCACGGAGUACCAAUGUGGGAGAGUUUGGACAUUGCUUGCACACCACAGUGUUUGUUAUCAAGCCUGGAGGAAAUCGAGAUCAAGGAUCUUGUAGGAUAUCCUGAAGAUGAGGAGAUGAUAGCAUAUUUGCUCAAGGCUGGAGCUGGCUGUAUUGAACAAGGUGAAUAUGUACAUAGCUAGGUUUUUUCCUGCAUUCAUAGACCCCAAAGAUCUCGUCUCGCUACUAAAGCUUCCAAGAGGAUCGAGCACUUGCAAAGCCAAGCUUUUCUUUCCCUUGGACGACGAUACCUAUAUUGAUUGUGAUGACGAGAGCAACACUGACAACAACAUAGAUGAUGAUGACACUGGCAACACUGAUGACAAGAUCGACAGCGAAGAUGACUCCAGCAACAAUGAAGAGGAUUCUCUCUGAAGCAUUUUGGUCGGCAAGCAAUAGCACGAUAAACUGCUUCUUGAUCUGGUUAUAUCCUAAUUCACUUUUGUAAAGAUUCUUAUCGGCCCUCCGUUCUUAUUUAGAGUAAUGGUUUUUGGAUGCAUAUUACUGUGGCAUUGUUGGAUCAUUCGGUGCCGAACAGAAUGUUUUUUGCUCUUGUCUAGAUCGCUUCAUAAGCUUGCUUUUCCUCCAAGUUGACUACAAGAAGUAUCAAUUUGAGGUUUCCCCAGGUUCUGUGUUUGCGGAACGUGGAAUGGUGUCGGAUAAAUGAAGUAUUGAUCA
Molecule: messenger RNA, 2146 nt
Organism: Linum trigynum
Lineage: Eukaryota; Viridiplantae; Streptophyta; Magnoliopsida; Malpighiales; Linaceae
Source: the annotation of a GenBank genome assembly